This is a messenger RNA of Pleurotus ostreatus (oyster mushroom), 3741 nucleotides long. RefSeq lists its product as uncharacterized. The transcript is spliced from 16 exons. The record is from RefSeq and is a predicted model, not a curated record. NCBI's taxonomy places the organism in Eukaryota, Fungi, Basidiomycota, Agaricomycetes, Agaricales, Pleurotaceae. The coding region runs from base 1 to 3741 and encodes 1246 amino acids.
AUGUCAGCACUAUCGAAGAUCUUGGAGAAGUUGCUCAAGACGGCCAGAUCGUCCAACAAGGUCAAACCAGCAGAAAAAGAGAAGCUGCAGGAUGUCAAAACACGACUGAACCUAUUGGAAUUGUCAAGUCCGUCAUCUCAGAUCAUUGAUAUGAUUUGCUCAGUGCUGCGAGAACCAUUGAUCCCGAUGUAUAUUGCCUUUCCGGAGAUAACGCUCGAGCUCUGCUUGCAAGCCUUUUUGUCCAUUUCCAAGAAGAUUGCCGUCCUAAAGGAUCAUACUGACUCACGAGCGUUGCAAUGGCAAGGAGCACAGCGCUCACUGCUUUCCGGCGUACUGGAUUUCCUAGAGGAACGCAGGACAGAGAAGAACAAGAGUGUUAUUGCGAAAGUACUCUACUCUACCCUAUGUUCUACCUUCUUCCCCAAGGCCGCACCAAAGCAAGAGACUACUCAGACCGCAACUAAUCUACUAUCCACGGUCUUCCUCCUACUCUCGGAAUCUGCGGCUUCACACCCUGGCAACCAAAGCGACCUCAGGGACGAUAAGAACUUGGGAGGAGUCCGGUUGGGGCACAUGUUGUUUCGAAUGCGAGAUUAUCUUGCCUUGGAGUCGUUGCUCAACCUUUUCGCAACACUACUCCCCCCUUACAAGUCCGCCGCAAAGAGAUCACAAUUCAUCGAAAGUGUCUUCGAAACCGCCUCCCCUACUCAUAUUUCUUGUGGGAAAGAGCUCACGGACAUGGUCCAGAAAUCACCACUGUCUGAGUGGGAAAUAACGUCCGCGCGCAUCAUAGAAACUCUCGCAAAGAAUGACAUCGCCUUCCCACAACCAUUUCAAGUUCCCAAAAUACUUACAUGUGGGGUCAGUUUCUCCCAGCCGAACGCCACCGACAGGCUAUACCUCGACACCAGAUCCUUUUUUGCGAAUGUCGAUAAGGGAGACGCUUAUGAAACAUUUCAAACCCUCUACAAUCAUGUUUCGAUGCUCAAUGUCGUACCCUCGAAGGAUGCAACAUUCCAGCACGUAACAGUUCAUUUGACGAGCCCGCCUAUCGUUGGUGUAUCUACUAUGAGACCGUCCGACCCAGGCACCUUGCUCCUGCGAUUUGAUGUUCAGACUUCUGAUCUAGAACGCUUUAUGAAGACCGUACAAGCGCGAAAUCUGAGAAUAAAGGAGAAAACUGUGACCGUCAAGUCAUCCCUGUGCGAGUCUACCUCAUUGGAUUUCGAUAGUUUGGGCAAACCGUAUCGAGAGCCAUCUGCAAAAGAGAAAAUAGAGACCAUCGGUCGUAUUUUCGAUGAGACUCGUGAUAGCUUGUUCGCCUCUGAUUUUCCGGAUGCGCCUCCGAAUGAUACUAUCUCAGCUCUGGAGCCCGAAUGCCCUAAUGACGUCGAUCUGGCUUCGCCUAUAACUACUGUCGACCCCCGCCAAAUAUGCCAAACGGUGACUACACCGAAGAGGAACAAGAUGGCUGGUCCAGUUCCCAUCACCAAGAGCCCUCUCUAUGAGUCUGUAUUCGGGACUUCUGACAACGAGCUUUCCGAGCUAUCUGAGGUCGAGGUUCUACCCAAAGGCACCCGCACUCGGCCACAGAAAGGCGAUAACACGAAGCAGUUGCCCCAAUCAAGCAAAACAGCGAGGAGAGGCAAGGCGCGCAAGAUUGUCCAAUCUGACGCUGGAAGCGUGGACAUUGCUCCGAGAAGGCCGGACACGCUGGGCGAAGGAUCUAAGACACAGCUCCACUCCAAGGCCACCGCAAACCCCUUUGGAUCUAUCUGUGUACCACGAAACGAGGAUCUAUCAAUCGUGGAGGCCUCUCGUCCUAAUGAAUUCUCUGAAAAGCCUGGUGCUGCUCGUGGAGCUGGACCCACUGGACUGGCAGUCGUGGAACCAAAGAGGACGAGGGGACGGCCCCGCGAGGUAGCGACUGAGGCUCAACCGGUGAAACAAGAUCUCGACCGGACCGCUCCCGAAAAGCACGACCCCCGACGAGGCACUAGGAAACGGCCGAUAGAUGAUCACGACGAAGAUGGAUCCCCUCCAGGUCGCGCGAUCAAAAGGCGUCACUUAGAACAUGCUAAUGGAGAUGCAAUGGUGCGCAAGCCUUCUGCUAGGACCGCCGCAAUGCUGGAAUCACCAAAGAAAGCCGCACCACUAGCGAGGCGGUAUCAUCGCAAGGAUAGAAUCUCUUCUCCGGCUAUUGUAGACAGUUCGGAUCCCGUGGUCGACUUUGAUGAUGUUCCGCACUCCGCCGUCAAGGAAACGAUCCACAAUGGUAGGCGGCGUGUCUCGUUAAUGAAGAAGAAGGACGUAAAGAAAGUCCAGCGGAAGCCGGUGGCCAUUCAAAAGAAAACGGAUCCUGCGACCUACGAGGUACAAGAUGAAGAUGAUCAGGUUCCAGCCAAGGUGGGUGGUAAUCCUAAACAAGAGAGGAAUCGGAAGCUUGUGAACGACGAGAAUGAAAGACCCAGUGAUACAAGCGACAACAAAGAGGUGCCUUUGCCUUUGCCCCCCACGCCCCCCGCUCCAAAACCAAGCAAAGCUCGGAAGGCCCCUUGGCAAGAACCGUCUUUCUUGAAAGAACUUCCGAAGAACCUGCCAGAGACCGGUCCACCAGAGCACGACUUUACUUUGGAGGCCCCGAUGACAUCCGAAGCUGCUUUCGAAAGUGGUCCUAUGUCAAUGCAAGGCAACGAAUACUCUGUACCUGUCCAGUCGACAUCCGAAGAUGCUCCAGCUAGCGACGAUACAACAUAUGUUCCUCCCACGAUCGACCUUACAAUCGACUCCCCAAUCCGACCUGCGCUUGCCGUCCGAAAUAUCACGAAGGGAAGAUCAAAACAAGGAGCUGGGGAUCUCGAAGGUGUCAAUCCUGCCGCAAUAUGGACAAAGGCGACGAAGCCUGACGCCAACGCAGCACUAAAGAAUACGCGCUGUCAACCAUCCGAAACGCCUCGGAUUGAAGUGGAACCCCAAAAUCAAGUUAAAACGGUAACUUUCGAGGCAGCCCCAAAUCAAAUCAGUACAACUACCUAUGAGCACAACGAUUCAUCAGGCAUGGAAGAUGCAGUUUUCAAACCGACCACCAUAUCGUCAGCUAUACCCCGGUCGCGUCAACAACCCGCCCAAACGCGCUCUUCCUAUCCAGAAGAAGCUACUGGUAUCCAGAAAUCUGCACAAUUCAUUCCACAAGACAAGUCUCCAGCUUUCCUUUUUCAACACGAUAACAACGCGCAGGGCAAGAGAUUCUCGCACUCUCCGGCACCCACACGAAAUGGUAGUGUCAUAUCGAGCUGGUCCCAGCCUUUAGUUACUGAACAGAAAGCAGGCUUCAACUUCAAGUCUCGUAGGGAUAAGCCCUAUAUGCGGGAUGACACCCGAGCUAACCAGGACGCCAUGGAGGACAUUGUGGCAACUUUGAAAGAAAUCCAUGAAGUGAUUGUGCAGAGGGUAUACGAAAGAUUCGACGGCGUUACAAAGGAGGUUGUCAUAGAACUAUCAAACGAGUUCUUACGCUCCCCAAGGGUCAUCCACUUUAACAACAUCGUCGGACUGGAGGAGGAGUACUCAGAAUAUCGCCGACAGCUUACGGACGGACUCAGCGAAGUGAAACGCGGUUACGAGACCAUGGACCAACAACUUGGACAGAUAUUACGGGACCACGACAAGUUCUCGCUUUCGAAGAAGUUCCCAACAUCACUGUUUGCCCGCUCUGGUGGGCCGCCGAAACUAAUUUUGUAA